Molecule: messenger RNA, 729 nt
Organism: Anopheles stephensi (Asian malaria mosquito)
Lineage: Eukaryota; Metazoa; Arthropoda; Insecta; Diptera; Culicidae
Product: zinc finger protein 512B-like
Exons: 2
Coding region: 76-570 (164 amino acids)
Source: RefSeq, a predicted model, not a curated record
UUGCGAUCUGUUCAGUAGCGAGCUACACAAACUUUACAAGCUCCAACCAGCACACCAAACAUUCAACGUUCAAUCAUGAAGACGUUUAUUGUGCUUUCGAUUGUGGUGGCACUGGUGGCCGGAGCUGCCAUCGAAUCCGGCGAGAAAAACAUCGAGAAGCGUGGUCUGGGUGAGAUCGAAAGCCGAUCGGAUCAUCACCACGUGAAGCAUGUGACCAUUACGAAGAAGGUUCCAGUGCCGUACCCGGUCGAGGUGGAGAAACAUGUGCCAGUCCCGGUGAAGAUCCCGUACCCGGUGCACGUGGAGAAGAAGGUGCCGGUCAUCAUCGAGAAGAAGAUCCCGGUGUACGUCGAGAAGAAGGUGCCAGUGCACGUUGAUCGUCCAGUGCCGGUGGAAGUGAAGGUACCGUACGAGGUGCCAGUCUACCACAAGGAGUACGUCGAGGUGCCCAAGCCAUACCCGGUGCAUGUGGAGAAGCCGUACCCGGUGUACGUGAAGAAGCCAGUCUACAUCGAGAAGCCAGUCCCGGUCAGUGUGCACAUCAAGAAGGUGAAGAAGCACCAUCACUGAGAGGAGUGUGCGAGCAACAGAUCGGGAUGACACCGUUUUUAGGUGUAAAGCGAUCGGUUGCAGAGGCGAUGUGUAGGGCGAAAAGAAAUAUAUUGUAGGAGCCUGAAGGGCACCAAACUCGAGUCAGUCACGGCAUGAGGUGUGGUGACAACAUAUUAA